Drosophila albomicans is the source of this 2919-nucleotide messenger RNA. It is a transcript of the gene jub, whose product is annotated as LIM domain-containing protein jub. Gene Ontology annotation, biological process: positive regulation of miRNA-mediated gene silencing; regulation of DNA-templated transcription; response to hypoxia. The coding region runs from base 295 to 2754 and encodes 819 amino acids. Gene Ontology annotation, cellular component: transcription regulator complex; adherens junction; nucleus. Gene Ontology annotation, molecular function: transcription corepressor activity. The transcript has 7 exons. Lineage: Eukaryota; Metazoa; Arthropoda; Insecta; Diptera; Drosophilidae. The record is from RefSeq and is a predicted model, not a curated record.
CAUAAGUGUAGUGUAUGUGUGUUAUUGUGCAUGAGAGAGAUUCUUCUCUUCGUUCGCUGCCUUUGUUUUCCACCAAAAAUUGAAGAAAAAUGUUGCUGUUACCCAGUUGAUACAGAAAAGUGAAACAAAUUGAAAUCAUUUCAGAAAGCGGCGGCGUUUGGAAGAAGUUAUUGAACGAGGCAGCAAUUGUUGGAAGUCAGCGCUCCCCAAAAAACGAGUCAUACUCACACACACACACACAUACAUGACAUAUAUGCAUGCGACGUAUAUGCUGCAAUAGUGUGUGUGUGCAUAAUGACCACCCAGCGAACGCAUCGAAAUGCCACCAGCGCGGUGGUGGGAGGAGGGGGACCAGGAGGAGGAGUUGGUGAUUCUGAUUAUGAGACAUUAAUGCAGCGUCUACACAUUGGCAGCUAUCAACGUUCGCCCGGCGCCAUCGAACACUAUAUGCACGAGCCGCAGCAGCAACAACAACAACAACAUCAUCAUCAACAGCAGCAGCAACUGCAUCAUCAUCAUCAUCAUCAACAGCAGCAGCAGCAGCAACUAAUGCAACCACGCCUGCCCAGCAGCGAGGAUUACACGCUUUAUGAGCGCGGCAGCAUCAUAGCCGCCUCCAAAUAUGCCACAGCAACGCCCAAAACGAGCAUGGAUCACAUGCUAGGGAUGAUGGGCAACGGGGGCGGGGGCAGUGGGAGUGGCAACAAUAGCAGCAGCAGCAUGGGCAGCGCUGCCAUGUUGCAACAGCGUGGCGGCGGCUCACCUCACAUCUAUGCACCCACCGCUCAGGUGCUGGGCCAACGUAUUGUGCCCCAAAAGCAUUCGCCCGUCUACGAGAAUCUGGAGUUCUAUGGGCAAUUCGAUACGAAUCAGAAGCGUGCCCAGCCGCAGAGUCCGGCGAGCAGGCAGAGUGUCAUGCUCAACGAUUAUCUGUUGAUGCAACCGAUUGGCGGCGGUCGUUUUGCCCACACGCCGGUGCCGGAAGCGACAACCAUAGCAACAGUUGGAGCUGGAGCAUCGAAGCAUUCACAUCCACAUACCCAUCCCCAUCCCAUUGAGGAGCUGUCGGCCACGGCGCCCAUCUAUGAGAACAUUAUACCGCAUUCCGGGCAGCGAGCCCAGCCGCAAGCAUCGCCGGCCACCGCCAGCAUUUAUCAGCACACCGAGAUGGCCACGCCCACGCCACACAAUGUGGAGCUUAACGCCUUGCAGCUGUCGGCAUCAUCGUCGUCAUCGCCGCUGCAUCAGCGCAGCAUCAGCAGCAACAGCUCGGCAGCAGCAACUGGAGCUGGAUCGGCAGCUGGGACAACAGUUGGUGGCUUGCAUUCGCCAACGCAGCGAUAUCGCAAUCUGUCGCUGCCCAGUCACCUCAGUCCAAUGGCAUCGCCGGUGACGGUGGCAACCAAAUUGCAGCUGCAACAGCAUACGCCGCUGAAGCAGCCGCAGCAGGCGCAGCUGGGCAUCAAUGUGUCCGUCAAUCCCAAUUAUAUUGAGGACAUCAACAGCUCCGAUUACGUUUGCAUGACGGCCAAUUUGCAUCGCAGCAGCAACAGCAACAACACGAACACCAACAACCACACUAAUAGCAACUCGAAUAGCAACAGCAACACGAAUAGCAACAACACCAAUAGCAUUAGCAACAACAACACCAAGAGUCGCAGUCCCAACAAUGUGCGUUUGAGCGCCGCAAGUCCACAACCGCCACCGCCUUCACAGCAGCAGCCACUGCCACAGCAACAGCAGCAACCACUGCCACAACAGCAGCAGCAACAACCACAGCAAUUGCUGCAGUCGUCGCAUUUGCAAUCACAGCCGCUGCCCAUUCAGACGAUGGCAACAACAACAGCGAGCGCUGCGCAGCCGCUGCAGCUGCGUGCCACGCCCCUGGCAACAACAGCGCCCCUCGCUGUGGCCACCUCGCCAACGCCCUCGCAGAGCAGCACAGCCGCUUUGCGGCCUAAACGAGGUCUCACCAAGAAUCUACUGCCGUACAGCGUGACUCCGCCACGUCCGGCUGGACCGACUGAAGCGCAGCGUAAAAUCGAGGAGCUGACACGCCAGCUUGAGGAGGAGAUCGAACAGAGCGAGGAGCAUGGCGAAUAUUUUGGCAUCUGUCACACGUGCGGGGAGAAGGUGAAGGGCGCCGGACAAGCGUGCCAGGCGAUGGGCAAUCUGUAUCACACCAACUGCUUCAUCUGCUGCAGCUGCGGUCGAGCUCUGCGCGGAAAGGCGUUCUACAAUGUGCAUGGGCGUGUCUAUUGCGAGGAGGACUAUAUGUAUUCAGGUUUCCAGCAGACGGCUGAGAAAUGCGCCAUCUGCGGGCAUCUCAUCAUGGAAAUGAUACUGCAAGCUAUGGGCAAAUCGUAUCAUCCGGGCUGCUUUCGAUGCUGCAUCUGCAACGAAUGCCUCGACGGCGUUCCCUUCACCGUCGAUGUGGAUCACAAGAUUUACUGCGUCAACGAUUACCAUCGCAUGUUUGCGCCCAAAUGCGCCAGCUGUGGCAAAGGCAUCACACCCGUCGAGGGCACCGAUGAGACGGUUCGCGUGGUUUCCAUGGAUAAGGAUUUCCAUGUCGAUUGCUACAUCUGCGAGGAGUGCGGCAUGCAGUUGACCGAUGAGCCGGACAAACGUUGCUAUCCCCUCGACGGUCGUCUGCUCUGCCGUGGCUGUCAUCUGCAGCGUCUCGCAUUGCAAUCCUCGCCGCACACACGCCACCAGGAGCCCGUGUGCGCCUCCUAUCAGUAUAUGGGCUGAGCUGAGCCAGACUCUCCCUGCCUCCUCCCCCAAAAAAAAACGAGACUAGACUAAAAACAUAACUGAUGCAAGAAACGUAAACGUAAACCGUAAAAACUAUUCAACAAAUUUAUAACGCACACAACAAAUAUUUCGCAAUAAACGAUAUCCAAUCUUUAAUAAAUC